Molecule: messenger RNA, 2112 nt
Organism: Polyodon spathula (Mississippi paddlefish)
Lineage: Eukaryota; Metazoa; Chordata; Actinopteri; Acipenseriformes; Polyodontidae
Gene: minpp1b
Product: multiple inositol-polyphosphate phosphatase 1b
Exons: 5
Coding region: 208-1626 (472 amino acids)
Molecular function (GO): inositol phosphate phosphatase activity; acid phosphatase activity
Source: RefSeq, a predicted model, not a curated record
UGCAGAUCAGUGAGCGAGAUGGGUAGCGAAGUUUGCUGUGAAGGCAGGAAACAGUCAUCAUCAUCACUAAACAGAAAUAAACAGCAGACUCUGAGAGGACGCAGGCAGAUGUUGCAGUUGUAUCUUUACAACGAAUCAGAUUUGUUUUAUUGACAACACCGAAGAAGGACUUUUUCCCCUCUGGUUACUUGAGCUAAGCACAACAUUAUGGCAGUCGUACUAAACCGACACGUCGUGCUUCUUACUUUUGCUUUUACUCGUUUCUUUUCAGCCGGAGACAUUGUUGCAAACCGGGACCAUCACGCUGGAGAUAUCCCGGCAAUUGCCAAAUAUUUCGGGACCAAGACCAGAUACGAAGAGGUCAACCCACACCUUUUGAACGACAUACUUUUCGUCAACAAAACUUCCUUGCAGCUUCAACAGGACUGCACUCCGGUGCACAUCAGCGCCGUCAUCAGGCAUGGCACAAGAUACCCGACCGCCAAAAACGUUAAGAAGAUGAAAGUCAUUUACAAGAUGGCUACAAAAACAAAACCCAGGGGUCCGGGCUUGGUGGAUGAUAUAAGCAACUGGGGUAUGUGGUAUAACGACACGAUGGAUGGGCAGUUAGUGAAGAAGGGCAGAGACGACCACAGCAAUCUGGCCUUUCGAUUGGCAACUGCGUACCCUUCACUGUUCACUGAGGACAGUUUCAGGGACUACCGCAUGAAGUUCAUCACGAGUUCCAAGCACAGGUGUGUGGACAGUACCCGCUCAUUCAUCGAGGGGCUGGUGAAGAAGUAUUGGAAAAUGCAGGACUGGAGAAAGGAUGUGCUUUACCAACAUGAAGUCAAUGAUGAACUGAUGAGGUUCUUUGACAAAUGCGAGAGGUUUGUCGUUCACGUGGAAGAGAACAAGACUGCUUUGCAGCAGGUGGAUCUGUUCAAGACUAAACCAGAGAUGCAGGGGGUGCUGGACAAAGUGGCCAGUCUACUGGAGGUAGCAGCCAGUGACAUCACAGUAGAUUUGGUUGAAGCUGCCUUUUACAUGUGUUCUUAUGACCUUUCAAUUAGAAAUCUGAACUCGCCGUGGUGUCAACUUUUUGACCAGGAAGAUGCUAAGGUUCUCGAAUAUGCCAAUGACCUCAAGCAGUACUGGAAGAGAGGCUACGGGCAUGAGAUCAACAGUAAAUCAAGCUGCACUCUCUUUCACGACCUCUUCAGACGCUUGGACAAGGCUGUUGAAGAGAGUGAGAGGUCUGGUAUGGUCUCCGAGCCCGCAGCUUUCCAGAUUGGCCACGCUGAGACUUUCCUCCCACUGCUGUCCCUCAUGGGCUUCUUCAAGGACGAGACACCACUGACUGCCGACAACUUUGCCCAGCAGGGGGAGCGUGUGUUCCGAACAGGCCACAUUGUGCCCUACGCCUCCAACCUGGUUUUCAUUCUUCACCGAUGUGAGGGGAGCCACCGGCUUCAGCUCUUGCUCAACGAGAAACCCCUGUCCUUCCCCCACAUGGAUGAUCCAGCCCCGGAGUAUCAGCAUGUGAAGAAUCUUUACAGCAACUUGCUCAAGGGGUGCGACUUCAAGAAAGAAUGCAAACUUCCCAGCGCCAAUGGAACUGUUCACCCAAUAAUCCAUGAGCUGUGAUCGAUCAAACCCCCCAGCUUCAUAAAUGGGAACCGGGUCAUAUUGGGGUGUACAUGCUCUUGUCAAAUAAAUUAGCAACUUCACAGUUUUUCAGCUCAGAGAAAAAGCUGUGUGCCAUUUUGAUACAAGCAUGAGACUGUGUUUCAUUGUCUGACAUGUAGACCAUUUAUCUAAGAUUCCUGGGGAACAAGCUUUCAACUAUGUGCUGUAGUCACUAGACAUGGUUGACAGGAUACAGGUUUGAAAGGAGCAAUAUGAAGCAAGCUGACUCCACUGCCUUUAUCUCUGUAUCUGAAUGUGAAAUGAAAAGUUUAUUGUUUUGGUGCACAUAAAAAGUGCUGAAGUUGCUAAUCAUUUUCACAAGAGCAAGUGUUAGCGUUAUCAAUUUGUUUUGCAAUUUCAGAGUUCUUAAAUCUCUAAGUUACAUUGCUUUCAAUGGCUGCUAUUUCACUUUUAGAAAUAUCACCCAAAACAAAGUCUGUGGUU